ACUCAUUCAGCCCAUUCUGAAUGGAGAGUGUUUAACGUGAGAGAAGGGGGACUUAACUUCCAACGAGGCAAUCAUGAGAGUUCUCAUCUGUGCCUUCCUGACCGUGCUGCUCUCCCUCCCAGGCCCCUGUCAUGGAGAUUCCUACUUUGGAGACAGCUUUUGCAAACUGCAACUCUUUCAAGACAUCUCCACCUUUGAUCUGUCCCUACAAAUCAAGACGAGUCGGAGGAGUGGCCUUCUGUUCCUGGCUGCAGGAAUAGAGGACUACCUCUUCCUCGAGCUGCUUAAUGGGAAAUUACAGGCCCGGAUGAACAUGGGGGACGAUGAGGUCUUACUGACUUCCUCUGACGAAGUACAGCUUAACAAUCUCAAGGACCACAAACUGUCACUGACUUUGCGUGACGGCACACUCAGCAUGGCAAUCGAUGGUCACUUUCAAGCGUUCGUCUCCACAAACCACAAUGGAGAGCAGCUCAACAUUGAUCAGGGUGUGUGGCUCGGAGGAACAGGAGACUUGGACGCCACCUACCUUAGCAAUGCCAUUCCCCCAUUCCGUGGCUGCAUGACUGACAUAAAGUUUGUUUCACACCAGUUUGACAUCCUCGGUUCUGUGUUUAGAGAGUGCCAAGACACAAAGGAAUCCUGUGUCAGUGAGUUUGAGGCGAACGAUGGGGAAGCAACAAGUUUCAGUACCCCUGAUUCCUUUCUGUCCUUCCCUACAUGGAGUGAGCUUGCUGGGGCUAAAAGGUCCUUGGAGUUCCUGAUGAAAACUACAAUAGAGGAUGCUUUGCUUGUUUUUCACCCUGGCCGAGAAUCAGACUUUAUCGCUAUUGGUGUGGUUAAAGGUUUUCUCAAAGGAAUACUGGACAGUGGGAGUGGUAUUGUAGUCCUUGACAAUACCCAAGUGCAGCUUGAUGAUGAUCAGUGGCACAGAGUUAAAGUUGAGGUCAACCAGAACUCGUUUGUUCUCGUUGUUGAUAGCCAAAUAUCUUCCCAUUCUCUUGACUCAACAUCUAAGCUGGAUUUGGUCGGAAACCUGUAUGUGGGAGGCAUACAGGGAAAAAUGAAAGACCUCUUCCGGGAGAGUGGUUCCUUGAGUCGUUUUGAGGAUGACUUGACAUCUGAGUCCUUCAUUGGUUGCUUGAGCGAAAUUAAAGUCAACCUUAGAGAUCGAAGCUUACAAGAUGCUUUGGUGACCAAAGACGUUCACGUUAAAUGUGAAGGAGACGACUAUGACUACUCGACUUACUAUGACUCAGACUUGACAACAACAUCCACACCUAUCCGCAUUCAGUACACCAAUGUUGAGUUGAAUCAAGAACAAUGCCAUCCAACAGAUGAUGUGCCUGAGAUAUUCAAAAAUAUAACAAAAAUUCUUGCUGUCACCCCGCUGCUAGUACCUUAUGGAGGAGAGGCUUUUCUUGACAUCACAAACUUAAAUCCUACAUUUGAUCUCAGUGCCGCAGGAAUGCAACCGUCUCAAAUCAUCUUCACACUCCUGGCUGAUCCCCUUUUUGGCCUGGUGGAUAUAAAUGUAAACACAAGGGGGACCAAAAAAUUCAGUCUUCUGGAUGUUGUCAACAGUAAGAUUAAAUAUAUGCACGAUGGAACCGUCCUAAGCUUAGAUCAGAUCCGUUUAGAAGUUGUGGUUAAUAGCAACAACAACCUCCCAGAGUGUUUACAAGCUCCUUACAUAUUUGGACUUCCAGUUGAUAUCCGAGAUGAGACAAUGAAAGAAAUUGACAUAGCAAAAAACGGUCGCUCCCGCAUGUCAGUCAUGGAUUUUGAUUUGGAGAAUUACGGUGACUUAAAUAUAACUGUAAGAUUAAGUGAAUUCGGACACUUUGAAAACAGCAAAGAACCAGGAAGAGGGAUCACAGAGUUCACCUCCAGUGACUUAAAAGAUGGAAACAUCUUUUUUGUACACGAAGAGGGUAGCCCCGUGGAAGUUCUCUUUAUGGCAUCAGAUGGAUAUUCAGUAAGCCUGAAUUAUCAUUAUAAGCUGAUUGCGACACAACCACAAAUCAUUGUUGCCAACGAGAAUGCUCCUAUAACACUGGCCCACAACAGACAAGCACCACUUGGAAUUCAGAAUCUGGCCAUUCUACCUUAUCCACAGAAUGGAGAUAUUUUGUUUAAAAUUACGCAACCCCCAAUAUUUGGUGAACUACAAAUUGAGACAGGUGACGGCACGUACAAACAAGUUACCCAUUUUCAUCAGUCUGAUCUGGAGAAAGGCCGCCUCAGAUAUGUUAGAACACAUACUAAUAUUUUAGAGAAAACUGAGGUAGAUAAAAUCUUUUUUGAGGUCAACCUUGGCCAAAGUUCUCUUUCCAACCAAGUUUUGUUAGUCAGAAUUACACCAGAGGAAGAGACAGUGUCAGCACUGGAGCUCAAAGUUGGGGAAAGAAAGCAUAUUGGCAUAAAAGAACUUGACAUUUUCUUGAGUGAUAAAAAUUCAGAUCCAAAUUCUUUUAGAUACAUUGUAGUCAAACCUCCCAGUCUUGGUAGUCUCCAACUGUCUGGUAAAGAGUUGGGUGAGAGAGACAACUUUACUCACAAGGAUCUUUUAGAUAAUAAUGUUAGUUUUAGAGCACCACAAAUAGAUGAACCUAGUUUAGAUAGUUUUGACUUAAGAGUUUUUUCUGAAGGUCAAUACUCUCCUUUGCAUAGCUUCAUCGUAAAAAUCCUUGCCAUGGAAGAUGACAUCACUAUCACCAAUGAAAAUCUGGUUGUUGUGAGAGGUGGUGAGCAGACUCUGGACAAAAGUCACCUUUGGGUGCAGUCGCCCAGUUCCAGAGCUUUUUUGUAUGAGGUCACAAAGGAGCCAAAGCAUGGGCGACUCAUUAGGGACUCCCUUCCAGGAGAGGCAAGAUUUGAAGGGGCCAUUCGAGUUUUUAGCAAUGAAGAUAUUCAACAUAACAGACUGAUAUACAAGCAUGAUGGCUCAAGAACCAGUUCUGAUGAAUUCUACUUCUUAGCAACUGACAAAGGUUCAGACACUAAUGAAAUGGUGGACGGUGUCUUUAAAAUAUCUAUCCAAUUAAAAAAUGAGCAUUCUCCCGUGAGGAUUGUGGACAAAGUCUUCAACGUGGUCCGCCAUGGUCAGCGCCUGUUAACGACAGAUGUCAUUCAGUUCAAAGAUGAGGACGUGGGCUUUAAUGACAGUGGGAUUGUUUUUGCUCGGGAAGGAAUUCUCUCUGGCAACAUUGUCUCUGCAUCAAAUCCAUUACAGCACAUUUUCCGCUUUACUCAAGCUGACCUUAUAGACAAAAAAAUCUUGUUUCUUCACCAUGGAGCAGACGUAGACCGCUUUGCACUACAGGUGUCGGAUGGCAUCCACAAGGCAACUGCCCUGCUUGAGAUUCAGGCCGGUGACCCUUACUUGCAUGUUGUGAACAACACAACAAUGGAAGUUGACUAUGCUGCCACCGAGACCAUUGACACCAUCCAUCUGAGUGCUGACUCCAAUAUGGACAUCAGAGACUACAGUGAGAUUAAAUUCCAGAUUACAUCUCCCCCCAAACACGGCAUUUUAGUUGUGAGUGGCAUUAAGGCCACAGAGUUUACUCAGGAGGAUUUAAGGAAAGGAGUUGUGUCAUACACGCACCAUGGAGAGAGCUCAAGACCAAAUGACUACUUCAAUUUCACUGUUCAAGCCAAAACACUGUCUGAAACAGGAACGUUCAGGAUUAAAGUUAACCAACUUUCCCAUUCCGUGCCUGAGGUAGUAGCCAAUGAGGUCAUCAUUAACUUUGGAGGAGAAUAUACCGGAAUCGACAGUAACAAAUUAAAGGUGCAGGCCGCUGAUAUCCCUCCCACAGAAUUGCAGUAUGUAGUCAAAGAGUUUCCAAAGCUUGGUCAUGUGGUCAACAUAACGACCAGUUCAGAGGGUAAUGUCCUCAACUAUAUCACCUCCUUCACGCAGGACGACAUUGAUCAGGGUCUUAUUGCCUAUGCGUCUUUUGCUAAUCAGGGCAUGGACACUUUCAUUGUGGAUGUUGAGAGUGAUUAUGACAUGCUGAAAAAUGUGAAGAUUGAUAUAGAGAUUGUGCCUCAUAUGAUCCCGGUCCAGGCCUUCAACUUUUCCGUCAAAGAGGGCUUGAGCAGAAAAAUCAACGCGGAGGUCUUAAACAUCUCACAUUCGUUUUACAGCUCAAAAAACAUUGAAUUUCUUUUGGAAGGGCCUCCCCAACAUGGUGACAUCCGUUACCAAGAUGGAUAUCCACUCAUCUAUUUCUCUUGGAGGGAGAUAAUGUCUGGAGAUAUAUUCUACCUCCAUGACAGCAGUGAGACCACAGAAGACAGUUUCACCGUCACCGCCUCCUGUCCUGAGAUUCGACGCAGGAGCCACCCGGUCACCAUCACAGUCACUAUCAUUCCCGUCAACAGCGAGCCGCCCAUACUGAUCCGCAACACUGGCCUGGAGAUUCGAGCCAAUGACAUGGUUGAAAUCACCGCCAACAUGUUGAGCACAGAGGACGAAGACACGCCCCCUGAGGAGCUGAUCUACAACAUUAAGAUGCUGAGCGGUGGGAGGCUGUCCCUGAUGAAGAAGUUUUGGAUGGACAUCAGGAAUUUCUCGCAGGCUGACAUUAAUGAAGAAAGGGUCUUCUUCCUUGAUGAGGAUGGAGAGGCGAGCAGGUUCAGUUUCACCGUAACAGACGGCGAGCACACUUCUCCUCUCUACCAAUUUGAGAUCAGGGUGAAGCCCGCCACCGUCCCCCCGGUGAGACAUAAAGAACUCGUCGUCUUCCCAGGAACGAGGCAGCAGAUCACCAUCUCCAACCUGGGUUCUGUGAGCCACGGGGACAGCAGGGAGGCGCAGUUCUCCCUCGUCCGUUCUCCUCGGCUGGGAAGACUUAUCUUGGCAAACGAAAAGAACCAGUUUGAGGAAAUUAACAGUUUUUCCCAGUCACAGUUGGAGACAGGGGCGGUCUACUACGAGCACCAGCUCCCUACUGAGCCCUUCUGGUUGGUGAGGGAAGAGCUGGAGCUCAGGGUGGCAUCAGAAUCGGCUCCUGACACCCACCACAUCCUGCCCAUCACCAUCUCCUUUUACGCUGCUCACAGCAACAUCACCUCCCAGCUAUGGAGGAACACAGGUUUUGAGGUUGUGCAAGGCCAAAGGAAAACCAUCAACAAGUCAAUCCUUGAUGCUUCCAACCUUCUGACAAUUAUUACGGAAUCAGAAGAAAAGGACGUGCUUUUUGUGAUUAAACGUUUUCCUGAUCAUGGUCGUAUUACCCUCAGUGGUCAGGACCUCCCUCGCAACACCCAGUCCUUCACCCAGGAAGAUGUUUCGCAAGGGCGGGUGGAGUAUCUCCACGAUGACUCCAGGGCAUCAUCUGAUAGUUUCUCUUUCCGGGCCAGUCUAAAGCCUGGAGGUCAAGGGGUGUCCCACCCUGCUGAGAACAUUAUCCUAGAGGAAGUCUUUCACAUCUCAGUCAAACGGCGAGGCUCUGAGCCCCCUGAGCUCGUCACAACAGAUCUUCUGCUGGAAGUUCCUCAGGGAUCCAGGACAGUUGUCAGUCAGGCGUAUCUCAACACACAGGAUGAAGACAGUCCACCGGAUGAGGUGCGCUUCAAGGUAACAAAGGCUCCGACCAAUGGUCAAUUUUAUAACAUACGCACCAUGGAGCCGAUCACUGAGUUCACUCAAGAAAUGGUCAACAAUAACCAGGUGGUUUUCUACAGCGACAACAGUCUGAGAAAUAGUUUUGUGGAAUUUGUUGUGACGGAUGGGGAACACGAAACAGAAAGGUUCACUUUGCACAUUGGCAUCCUGGCUCACACUCUUCAUCUCCACCAAGUCCAAGAGAUCAAAGUCAAGCAGGGUGACGAUGAGACGUUGGUGACUGAGGAGAUGUUGAAGGCCUCCACAAAGGGUGCUGUUGAGGAGGAAAUCCUUUACAAGAUCACAAGUGUUCCAAAAUACGCUGCAGUUAUGGUCGAUCGACAGCCCACAUCUGCAUUCACCCAGAAACUGAUCAGAGAAGGUAGAGUCAGUGUCCGCUUUGUCAAGUCUACUUCCCCUUAUGACACAGUUUCCUUUACAGCCCGCAGCCGGGCUGCAAACGUUUCCUCCAUCCUCAACAUCACUGUGCAACCUCUGGCAAACAUUGCCCAGAAUCCCCUGUUACCCCAGGGGGCGCUCAUCCAACUGGACAGACGACUUCUUGAUGCAAGCCCUCUGGCCAACAAGACACAGACAAUGCCCACAUUCAUUAUCACCCAGCAGCCAAAAGGGGGUAGAUUCCUACAACCUGGGGGUCAGCCUCUGGACUCAUUCAGCCAGAGUGACCUUGUUGAGGGUCGUGUGGCUCUGGAAAUCGAUAGCCCUUCGGAAACAGGAAGUGGUCCUGACCAGGAGGAAGCCCACUUUCUUCUCAAAGCACACGGGGUCCCACCUGCCGAAUGUGUGCUUUCCUUCCAGACAGGCCCCUACAACUCCUCUGGGGUUUACCCUGCCACUUUGCUGAGGGUUCCUGGUGGGUUCCCUCAUAACACCCCACGAACCCCGCGUCUGAGAGGUGACGUGGACUGGGCCUCCGGGGAUGCGCUGACCACAGCAUCAUCUGGCUACGACUCUCAAGGGAAACCUAUAACUCGUCGCAGCAGCAUCUGGUCCAUCCUCAUUCCCAUCCUGGUAGUGCUGCUCCUCUUGCUGUUGGCUGCAAUAUUCGCGUACUACUUGGUUCAUAAAAACAAGACAGGCAAACACAACGUCCAGACCGCGGCCUCCAAGCCCAAAAAUGGAGAGGUGGCCGGCACAGAGACCUUCCGCAAAACUGAUCCAGCCAAUAACAUCUCUAUGUCCAACAUGGGCUCUAAAGAUGCGGACCCUGAGUUGUUGCAGCACUGUCGGACAUCAAACCCGGCCUUGAAAAAGAACCAGUACUGGGUUUGAAACACUUUGCAACCUCUUCAAACCAUUCCUAUCAGUAUUAUAGACUUCUGCAAGAUGAAAAGAAUACUUUGCUCCGCUUUUACUUCUUCUCAGUAUAGCUGUGGACAAAUUCUGAAGGAAACACUGAACAGCAAAAGAGGCAGUUGGGGAUCUUAAAAGGUUCAUGCAAUAUCUAUUUAUUUGAUUUUGUGGUUUAUCAAAGAGCACAAACACAGACAUGAACAUGUCAGAUGUUUGCAACAAUUUCUAGUGGAGUGCUCUAAUAUUAUAGUCAAAUUCAUCUACAAACAUUAACCAGAAUAGGUAGCCUUGAUCCGAUUAGGUUAUUUCUGUUGUUGGUUCAGUAAUUCUGAUAAACUUGUACAUAAGUAAUGAGGUGAAUCUGUUUCCUAUUGACAAGAACAAAAUGAGUCUUUUAAAUGUUGUUUCUCAGGGCUUAAUUCACUCCAAUCAACCAUUAGCAUUCAGUUUUAUGCUAGGCCAAGCUAAUGCUGUCCUGGCUUUCACAGAUCACACACAGAAAAAAAGAUGUCAUCAAUCUUCAUAAUUUUCAUUUUGAGUAAGUAAGCUUAAAGCUAGCUUACUGGUUAAUAAAAUCAUAGCCAAGCUUAACUUCUGCUAACUUACAAAGUGGAGCCCACAGGCAGAAAUGUACAAAGUUCUUUUACAAACCUGAAAAUAGUGACGUCACCAGUAGAAAACGCCUUACCUCCGGCUCAAGUCAAAUGAAGCCCAUUUAGUCGCCAUUUUUCCGCGACACGGGAGCCGCCAUUUGGAGCCAGCGAUUGUCGAGUCUGUCCUGUAUGUCUUAACAGUCAAUGAUACAGACUCAGAAGCAAUAAAUAAAGCUCCACAGGUAACAUUAAAGUACUGAUGUCUAUUCAUUAUUAUAUGCAUUUCCUUUAUGAGCUAAAUAUGGUGUUUAUUUGAAAUCCUCUUAUUUCUUAAACUCUAUUUUCCUUGCUAAAAAUAAAAAUUUCCAGUGCCAUAAAUGACAGUCCCAUUCUCUAAGUUUCAGAUAUAUAUAUAUAUAUAUAUAUAUAUAUAUAUAUAUAUAUAUAUAUAUAUAUAUAUAUAUAUAUAUAUAUAUAUAUAUAUAUAUAUAUAUAUAUACAUAAUUGUUGUUAUUUCUGCUAAUUAAACUAGGUCAUUGAAGUAACCAAGAUGUAAAGAAAAGAUGUAAAGAGAUUGUUUAAGCUUUUUUUAUGCUGUACACCUUUUUUUUUUUUACUUUUUAUCAUUUUUGGAAAUUUAAGUAUUCAAUAUUUUAUACUAACCCCCUUUCUUUGAUCUUUAUGUUAUAUUCUUUGCUUUGUAACAAAUGUAGACAUUUAAUAGAGGGAACAGAGCUCAGCAAAUUUCCAGAUGUUCUGCAGAGAAGAGGUCAAACUGAGCUUUCUCCUCCAGAAAUCCCUUCUGUGCACAUUUGAUAUUUUCAACAUUUUUCUUUUUGCUUUGGUGACAAUAUAAAAUAAACGCCGGCACUUUUUGCCAUGUUAGUCUCGUCUGUUUGAAGUGCCAAGCACUUAUCUCAAAUGUAAGAUAGGUAGGAAAAUCCAGUGGGAUUUCAACGUCAAAGGCAGGAUGGAUCCAUCCUCUCAUGUUUAUGUGACAAAUUCUGACUAGAAUCUGAUAUUUUCAACCUCUCGUAAACAUCAGGUGGGUUGAAGUGACCUCUUUACAGCUGACAGGAGUCUGAUCUGCAGCCGGGGCCAAUUUGCUAAAAGGUUUUUAGUCUUAUGUGCAAACAGAGACAAACAUUUUGUUUUGAAAUCUACUCUUAGCAAAGAAUAUCUUUAGCUCAGUAUGAACCUGUAAAGUGCAUGGUUGUGAACAUGGACGCUCAUUCACUUCUCAUUUUUCAUUAUUUAUUGCUUCAGUCUCCCUAAUCUACAUUUCAUAUCCAGUUUCUAGUCUUUUCUGUCAAAUGCUGGUUCCUUUUUGUAUUAAUUCAUGUCAAAUGAAUAAACAGCUAAAGCUUUAAAGCUGCUGUACAUUUGUAUGUUUGGUUUAGGCCUUUUGGAAAUAAACAUUUCCUGCAACACA
This is a messenger RNA of Oryzias latipes (Japanese medaka), 8956 nucleotides long. It is a transcript of the gene cspg4, whose product is annotated as chondroitin sulfate proteoglycan 4. The record is from RefSeq and is a predicted model, not a curated record. NCBI's taxonomy places the organism in Eukaryota, Metazoa, Chordata, Actinopteri, Beloniformes, Adrianichthyidae. Gene Ontology annotation, biological process: anatomical structure morphogenesis.